UUCUCAUGUUCUCUGGAUUCUGUGCCUCUGCCAGCGUGACGAUUUUCUUCAUGAAGGAUAUGAACUUCUGCGCGGAAUACCGGCGUCUGGACUGCAGUCAGUUCACACUUUCAGUCACUCUGGCGUUCUUUACAUGGAGUAAGAAGUCAGUUGGAGUGGAAGUGAGAAUAGUACCAUGAGCUCAAGUGAUUCAUUCACGAAGCUGCCAGCGUGGCAAUACUUCAACAAGCCAGAUGGACCAUGUGACCCUGGUUAUGCAUCGUUCGCCCCUGUACAUGGUCGUCACCAGGCACUGUGGCAGCAGCCACCACCAUCAAAACAGCAGUUGACUUAUAACAGUGAGGUUAGACCUCAUGAGGCACCCCUGCCAUCCUUCAACAACUGCAGUGGAGCCGGCUACCAUUGGUAUUCACAGCAAUUUUCUGCCCCUAACUCAUUUGAUUAUGGCGCACACACAAACUAUGGCAACCACCAACACCAGUGGGAGCAGCUUCCCAGUACUCUGGAGCUGCCUAUUGCAUCUUGGCAGCAUCCACCUCCUCCAUUGCAUUGUCGUCCAACACCUAGCAAGGAUCUUACUACUGGAACUGAGCACGGGAACAUUAAGGUUUUACGCACGCUCAUGUCUAGAGUGACCUACAGGCAAGUUAAUGGAUCAGCACUCUUGUCCUUUUUGGUCUUUUUCACCUGUGCUACUCUUCAACAGGAUCAAUUAUGUCCUACAAUGUGAUGUUUCCUUAGCAUAGACUUUCCCACUAAAAGAGUGAUUUUAAUGUGACAGAAAGUAAAGAUCAUGUGUGUAUAAACUUUCUAUUGCCUGUAUGAGCACGCGUUGGCUGUAUGAUAAACUGUGUACUGUGUAAUACCUUGAUCGCUAUCGGUGGCGGAUCCUCGACGCGAUCGGCGGCGGGUCGUGGAAGCGAUCGGUGGCGGGUCCUGGAAGCAAUCGGCGGCGGAUCCUAUCCUGAACGACAACAGCGCCGGAUCAGGGGAUCCGCGUGCGACUCUAGAAGGGGAUCGACGUGAAAGUGAUCCGCCGCGGACCUUCAACGAGAUCGGCUGCAGAUCUGAUCUUGCUUUGCACUGGGAGGGCGGCGGCGGACGUAGGGACGAAUGAAGGCGGCGAACGACUCGUGCGGGCGAGUGCUUCGAGGGCACGAGGAAUCGCUCGUGGGUGCUGGCGUCUGGUUAAUUUUCAUAGGUUUUAUUUCGUAGAUUUUUUUUACUCCGUUCUUUCCUCCAUCGACCGGAGGUUUUCCGCUGGAAAUUGUCGAUGCAUAACAUUUUUUUUGGUUUGCGGGUCCUGGGGGGAAUCGCUGGGACGUGGGAGGUGGGAUUGAGGACGAAAAAAAACCGGCUUUGGUGGGACGAAAAAAACCUGGAAGCGAGACUACCAACUGCUUCAUUAGGAGUAGAGAUGAUGCAUAAAAAUAUUAAGUGGCUUGAUGCAUUGUAUAUUACUUACAAUAAGGGUAGUUAGCUGCUCUUUCUUGCACAGUGAUUACUCGAUGGUGAUUAUCAUUUUUUAAUGUCUUGUUCUAUGAUUUUUUUUAUCCUCAAUUAUGCCUUUCUCAGCAAUUUCACAUCUUUAUCACCUAUACUUUCAAGAAUAAAAACUAUACCGGGAAUUGUUGACAAAUUAAUAUUUAAUGCAAACCUGCUACCCCCUCCAUCCACAUAUAUAUAUGGCCUAAUGCAUUUUUCAAGAUUGUCUUUGACUAUUCAUAAGAUUAAUAGUAUAUGAGAU
Triticum urartu is the source of this 1747-nucleotide messenger RNA. RefSeq lists its product as uncharacterized. Lineage: Eukaryota; Viridiplantae; Streptophyta; Magnoliopsida; Poales; Poaceae. The record is from RefSeq and is a predicted model, not a curated record.